AUGGCACCUCUUUGGACUCAUCCCAGCCCGCACCUCAUACGCCUCGACGCGUUCAGGCGACAUAUCAACAAACAAUACAACGAGCACAUACGAGACUACGCAUCACUGCACCGAUGGAGCGUCGAAAAUCUGGAGCUGUUCUAUCGAGAGCUCUGGAAUUUUAGCGGGCUCGUGACGUCGAAGCCGCCGCUGGCAGUCGCCGAUUCGCUCGCCGCCAUGUGGCCCCGGCCGCAAUGGUUCCCUGGAGCCGAGAUGAACUUCACCGAGAACGUGCUAGCCACCGGUCUCGCGGCUCAUCAAGACAUGAUUGCCGUCUCGGCCUGUCGUGAGGGGGGCACGGAUUGGAGGCACCUGACUUGGAUACAGCUGCGGGACCAGGUUGCUCUUUAUGCCAGUGCACUCCAAAAUGCUGGCAUCGGAAAAGGGGACCGUGUUGCAACGGUCGUGACCAACUCCCUCGAGGCCCUCCUGAUUGCACUGGCUUCUGGUGCUAUCGGGGCCAUCUUCUCGUCUACGUCGCCAGACACGGGACCCAAGGGUAUCGUCGAGAGGUUUUCCCAGAUUCAACCUAAGAUCUUAUUCGUCGAGUCCAAUGUGUUAUACGCGACCAAGAGAAGAAAUCUAAGGGAGCGUCUUGGUGCUGCUGUCGACGAGCUCAAGACCAAGGUCACCGGCCUGGACAAGGUCAUCGUCAUCAAUGAUCCUACAUGGGAAAAAAGCGGACUGUACGUAGAUGAGCUUCCUGAUGACAAGUCAGACAAGGCGAUCAUAUCAUCUCCCAUAUACUCACGGCUACGUGUUAAUGAUCUGACUUUUAAUGCUUCUUCAGAAUCCGCCUUGAAACGUUCCUCGAAGCCCCUCCUCGACCUCUCAAGUUCGUUCAAGUACCUUUUGAUCAUCCCAUCUACAUCCUAUUCACUCCAAUCGUCCUGGGGACUAUUCGUCCUAGAAGAAAAGAAUCCAGCUGACACGCACUUGCUACCAAUGAACAGUUCUGGGACUACAGGCACCCCUAAAUGUAUUUGCCACUCUGGAGGAGCAGUUCUCCUGAAGAAUAAGUUAGACCUGGGCCUGGGCAUGGACAUGGGCAUAGACUCAACAUACUACCAAUACACCACUACUUUUGACCACCAGACCGGCUGGAUGAUGUGGAAUAUGCUCAUCGGCGCUCUGAGCCUCGGAUCAAGGAUUGUUCUUUACGACGGGAGUCCUCUGCAUCCAACUCCUUCCUUUCAGCUCAGUCUCCUUGAAAGCCAAGGGGUAACUCAUUGGGGCACGAGCCCUAAAUUCCUCGCCGGGCUCAGAAGCGACCCCGAGAGCAGUCCAAUCGCAAGACGCUUGGAGGGUCUCCAAAACGUUCUUGUAUCCGGCUCCCCCCUAAGUACUAGUCUCUCCGCUUGGUUCUACGCCGAUAACUUCCCACAGCACGUAGGUCUGCAUAACGGUUCUGGCGGCACCGACCUCGUUGGUGGCAUUGUCGGCGGAAACAACCUCUCGCCCGUUUUUGGGAGCGAGCUAGCCGCUGCUACCCUCGGAAUGAAGGUAGAGAUCUGGAAUGCAGGCGGUGAAAACGUCGAGGGCUCGGGAGAACUGGGCGAGCUUGUCAUCACGAAGCCUUUUGUCAGUAUGCCAGUCAAAUUCUGGGGAGAUGAUUCCACAGGCAGGAGGUACUUUGAUACCUAUUUUUCGCUAUUUCCAGGCGUAUGGAGCCACGGCGAUUUGAUAUCGAAGAGCUCCGUGACAGGAGGCUAUUCUAUCCACGGUCGCAGUGAUGGAGUCCUCAACCCAGGAGGUACUGACGGAUGCUCCAUCUUCCGAGCCUUGCCGGUGGUGCUCAUACGCGUCCGCUUCGGUACGGCCGAGUUGUACGACGUGGUCAGUCGAUUUCGCGAGAUCGAAGACUCUAUUGUUGUAGGCCAACGGGUUCGUCGCUGCCAACAAAACGGUGAAAGUGACAUAGAAGAUGAAAGGGUAGUCAUGUUUAUCAAGAUGAAGAGCCCCGGUGCAGCGUUAGACACCUCACUGCAAUCCAGAGUCUCCGAGGCGAUCCGCAAAACGCUCAGCGCCAGGCAUGUCCCCGAGGAAAUCUGGCAAGUGAAGGAUAUACCCUGUACAGUGAAUGGGAAGAAGAUUGAGAAGGUUGUCAGGGCUAUUAUUUCUGGAGAGAAGGUAACCUCGAGAGAUUCGAUUGCGAAUCCAGAGUGCCUAGAUGAGUAUGUCAAGUUUAGCAUGCCCGGAAAACUAUUGGCUCGUCUAUAA
Messenger RNA from Clonostachys byssicola, 2259 nucleotides. NCBI's taxonomy places the organism in Eukaryota, Fungi, Ascomycota, Sordariomycetes, Hypocreales, Bionectriaceae. The record is from the annotation of a GenBank genome assembly.